This is a messenger RNA of Equus caballus (horse), 7501 nucleotides long. The record is from RefSeq and is a predicted model, not a curated record. Lineage: Eukaryota; Metazoa; Chordata; Mammalia; Perissodactyla; Equidae.
GGCUGAGGCCAUGGCCUUGGACCAUGUGAGUGUUACCAAGGCCCUGAGCUAGUGUGGGGCCAGAGAUGGGUUGAAGGGAAGGCUUCCAGAGCUAUUCCCAAACUGGGCUGCAGAUUCGACCAGACUUGGUGACCUCUGGAUGUGGGGAGCGAGGGAAAGGGCAGAGUCGGACAUGACACAGUUUGCACCUAGUGCAGAGACCUUGUGUGGUGAUUUCUGUAACCUGGCCAGCCGUAGGCCCCUUCAGGGGACGAUCUGGCAGUAUGGAGAGGAAAAGACUCGGCGUCUGAGUUCACGCAGGCCUGGAUUUGAAUUUUGACUCUACUGCUCACAAGCUGUGUGACCUUGAGCAAGGUAUAUCCCUCUGUGAGCCUCAGUUUCCUCAUCUGUAAAACUGGGAUAAAAUAAACAGCGACUUUGGAUGGCCACUUUGAGGACAUCCUUAAAUGAGGCAACACAUGUCAAGCCCUGGAAGUAUAUCAGGCAAAGCAUGAAGCCUCAGAAGUGGUCAGGUUAUGCUUAUUAUCCCCGGCUCCUGGCCACCUCCGUCUGGCCCUGAGGAUGACUUCCUUCCUGAGGGGGGACAGACUCCAGCAGACUUUGAAGAAGGCAGUUCCAUUCAUUCACUAAAUUUUUUUUAAUCCCCCAUUAUGUCUCAGGCGCUGUUCUAAGCACUGGAAGUUGCAGUAAACAAACCAGACAAAAAUCUCCCUUCCCUUGGAGGGUACAUUCUAGAGAUAAAUGAACAACGUGUUUACUAAGUGCCAAGAAGAAAAAGUCGGGGAGAGGGAUAGGAAGUUUGGGGAGGUAGGGUGUGACCAGGGUAGGCCUCCAGGAGAAUGUGACUUUUGAUUCAAGGCUUCAAGGAGGCGGGGCAGCAAGGCAGGAGGCUAUCUGAGGAAAGAACAUUCCAGGCAAAAGGAACAGCAAGAAGUAGAGUGUGUCUGGUGGCAGUGCUCAGAUGCCCCCCUCAGUCACACUUCUAAGAUCACACAGCCAGUCAAGAGUAGAGAAAUGGUAAAAACAAAUAAAAAACUAAAAACCACAGAGCCACCAAACCUACCGUGAAGCCUGAUUUCUGCCUCUUUUUCUUCACCACUUCCCCCCACCAUUUUCCGGGUCUGAGUUCCAAAAUGAUAAGGAGAGCUAGCACUUACUGAGCAUUUACCGUGUGCCACACACUCUUCUAGAUACUGCCGACAACCCUACGAUGAGAGCUGUUCAUUAUCCCACCUUGUUGACAAGGAAACUGAGAUCCAGAGAGGUUAAGCAGCUUGCCCAGGGUCAUAUAGCUAGUGUCUUCUCCAUCUCCCAUAAGCCCUUGCAGGACAGUGGCUAGUGAUGGGGCAGAUGAACUCAGGAGAGCUAGGUCCAAACCCUGACUUGCUUAGUCGUGAAACCAGGGGUACAUCACCCUACCACUACAUUCUACCUGAAAGUGAGGAGUUUAGAGCAUUUAAAGCCUCAGUUUCCUCACCUCUGCAAUGGGGUGAUGAUAGUCCCUGCCUCCCUGUGGGCCUUUUGAGUGUUGAAAUGAGAGGAUGCAGAUAAAAUGCUUGCACUGUGGCAUGUAAUAAGCAUUUCAUAAAUGGCAGCUAUAAGUACCAUGAUGAUGUUGAUUCUAGGUGAUCUCUAAGGGCCAGACCAGCUUUGACCUCUGUGGUUCGAAGAAGCCCUGACAGGCCUGCUCCACGCACCUUGGGAGCACACAGCCACGCCUCAGUAGGCACCGAGCCCGCUGCACAGGUUGUGCAGAAGGAAGAGGCCCUGCAGAAGGGACUCGCUGAGCCACCCCCACUCCACUCCAUGUUGGCUGUGCUCUCAGGCUGGCGCCAUGCCCCCCCCUGCAGAGGUGACGGAUCCGUCCCAUGCCCCCGCCGUCCUGCGCCAGCUCAAUGAGCAGCGGCUCCGUGGCCUCUUCUGUGACGUCACCCUCAUAGCCGGAGACACCAAGUUCCCUGCUCACCGCAGCGUCCUGGCUGCUUCUAGUCCCUUCUUCAGAGAGGCCCUGCUGGCUUCAGCCCCACUGCCCCUCCCACCAGUUACUGGGGGCUCGGCCCCCAACCCUGCCACCACCACAGCUGCCUCCUCCUCCUCCUCCUCUUCCUCCUCCUCCUCUUCCUCUUCUUCCUCCUCCUCCUCUUCCUCUUCCUCCUCCUCCUCCUCCUCUUCCUCCUCCUCUCCCCCUCCAGCCUCACCCCCUGCAUCAUCCCCUCCCCGGGUCCUGGAGCUGCCAGGGGUCCCAGCAGCUGCCUUCUCUGAUGUCCUCAAUUUCAUCUACAGUGCCCGGCUUGCACUACCUGGCGGUGGAGGGGACGGGGCAGCUGUGGCAGAGAUCGGAGCUCUGGGGCGGCGUCUGGGCAUCUCCCGCCUGCAGGGCCUCGGGGAGGGAGGUGAUGCCUGGGUACCUCCUGCCCCAGCCCCCAUGGCCACCUCGCAGCCUGAAGAGGACAGCUUCGGGCCUGGGCCUAGGCCAGCUGGGGAAUGGGAGAGUGACAGGGCUGAGGCCCAGGCUUCUGACUCGCAGCCCACCCUGCCCCGGCAGCCCCUCCCCUGCCCCCGAUGUGGGAAAAGCUUCAUCCAUCCCAAGCGGCUACAGACCCAUGAGGCACAGUGCAGACGGGGGGCCAGCACUCAGGGGUCUGCAGGGCUGACAGCCGGGGGCUCAGGCCCCAGUGGUCCUGCAGGAGUGGACGCCUCAGCCCUGCCCCCACCAGUGGGCUUCCGCGGUGGCCCGGAGCACGUGGUGAAGGUGGUGGGUGGCCACGUGCUGUAUGUGUGCGCGGCCUGCGAGCGUUCCUACGUGACCCUGUCCAGCCUGAAGCGGCACAGUAAUGUACACUCGUGGCGGAGGAAGUACCCCUGCCGCUAUUGUGAGAAGGUGUUCGCCCUGGCUGAGUACCGCACCAAGCAUGAGGUGUGGCACACCGGGGAACGCAGGUACCAGUGCAUCUUCUGCUGGGAGACCUUUGUCACUUAUUAUAACCUGAAGACCCACCAGCGAGCCUUCCACGGCAUUAGCCCUGGCCUCCUGGCCAGUGAGAAGACACCCAAUGGAGGUUAUAAGCCCAAGCUCAACACCCUCAAGCUGUACCGCCUGCUCCCCAUGCGGGCAGCCAAGAGGCCCUACAAGACCUACAGCCAGGGAGCCCCCGAGGCCCCCCUUUCUCCAAGCCUCAACACACCGGCCCCUGCAGCAAUGCCAGCCAGCCCACCACCUGGACCCCCGCCUGCCCCAGAGCCUGGCCCGCCACCCUCUGUCAUCACUUUUGCCCACCCAGCUCCAUCUGUCAUUGUUCAUGGGGGCAGUAGCAGUGGUGGAACAGGGGGUGGGCCAGCCAGCACAGGGGGGGCCCAAGCCGCCUCGGUCAUCACUUACACUGCUCCCCCGAGGCCUCCCAAAAAACGUGAGUACCCCCCUCCUCCUCCCGAGCCUGCAGCCACACCAGCCAGCGUAGCCACAGCGGGCAGCCCAGCAACAGCCGCAGGGCCCGCCACAGCCACGGAGGAGGCCAAGGGCCGGAACCCACGGGCCGGAAGGACUCUGACCUACACAGCCAAGCCAGCUGGAGGGAUUGGUGGGGGCGGGGGUCCCCCUGCAGGGCCUGGCCGAGGCCCCUCUCAGCUACAGGCUCCACCUCCACUGUGUCAGAUCACUGUGCGAAUCGGUGAGGAGGCCAUUGUCAAGCGCCGCAUCUCAGAAACUGACCUGCGUCCUGGGGAGCUGAGCGGAGAGGACAUGGAGGAGAGUGAGGAGGAUGAUGAAGAGGACGACGAUGAUGAGGACGAGGAGGAGGAGGAGGAAUCAAAGGCUGGUGGGGAGGACCAGCUCUGGAGGCCCUACUACUCAUACAAGCCCAAGCGCAAGGCUGGAGCUACAGGUGCAGGCAGCAGUGGGGGCAGCGGGAUGCCCAGAGGCCGCCGGCCACCACGCUGGAGACAGAAGCUGGAACGCAGGAGCUGGGAGGAGACCCCCGCGGCUGAAGGCCCCACAGGGCGUGCCCGUGGCGAGCGGAGGCACCGCUGUGGGGACUGUGCCCAGACAUUUGCCACCCUGAGGAAGCUGCGAAAGCACCAGGAGGCCCACAGUGGAGGUUCCCAUGGCUCCCGGGCUGGACGUAGGCCUUCCACCCGCUUUGCCUGCCCUCACUGCGCCAAGGUGUGCAAGACGGCAGCCGCCCUGAGCCGCCACGGGCAGAGGCAUGCUGCCGAGCGGCCCGGGGGCACCCCCACACCUGUCAUUGCCUACUCCAAGGGCAGCACCGGCACCAGACCUGGGGAUGUCAAGGAAGAAGCCCCCCAAGAGAUGCAAGUCUCCUCAUCCAGUGGGGAGGCAGGUGGCGGGAGUGCUGCUGCUGAGGAAGCUUCCAAGACCGCCUCACUCCAGGACCCUGUCAUCUCGGGGGGUGAGGAGCCCCCAGUGGUGGGAGGAGGGGGCACCUAUGCCUACCCACCUGUGCAGGAAUUUCCACUGGCUCUAAUUGGGGGUGGCCGGGAACCUGGCGGUGGCAGGGGAAAACCUGGGAGUGAGGGGCCAGUGGGGGCUGGGGAGGGGGACCGCAUGGAGGCAAUGGGGGCUGCCAAAGUCACCUUCUACCCUGAGCCCUACCCACUAGUCUAUGGCCCCCAGCUCCUUGCCGCCUACCCUUACAACUUCAGCAACUUGGCUGCUCUCCCGGUUGCUCUUAACAUGGUCCUACCUGAUGAGAAGGGAGGGGGGGCCCUUCCCUUCCUCCCAGGGGUCUUUGGCUACACAGUCAAUCCUCAAGCAGCACCCCCUACCCCCCCAACGCCACCCCCCCCAACUCUUCCUCCACCAGUGCCCCCUAAGGGAGAAGGGGAAAGGGCAGGGGUCGAGAGAACCCAGAAGGGAGAUGUGGGGUGAGCUCUUGGCCCAGAUCCCCCCUUUCACCAGAUGCCACCCUCCCUGAACCCCCCGCCACUACCAGCUCCCUGGCCUCCCUGCCCCUUGGGAGUCCCUCUACACUCUUGUGCAGGGACUUGGGGGCCCCUGGAGCUCAGGGGUCAGGCUGCUUUGUGUGAGAUUGUAGUUUUCCCAUCUCCUGGGAAGGGAUCUUUGGUGGUUCCCCUCUCAGUUCUCCUCCAGGGAAUGGCCUCCAUGAGGGGCAGGGCCAGCUCCCAUCCCUUCUCCAGCCCUUGGGGCAACUGAGCAAUAUACUUAUAAGAAUCUCUACUCAUGGCCCCCACCAGCUCUGAAUGUCUAACCCGACCCCCUAAUUCGUAAACCUAGGGGGAAACCAUCUCUCUCCCAUAAUGAUCCCCUCUCAUUCUGAAGCUUUCUCUAAGCCCUUCCCCAGAUGCUUCCUAGCACAUUCCAUUCUUCAUGGCCCAGGGCCUGGACCAGACCAUUGUGAUACCUGACACCCCCCACCUGGGAACAUGGCUUUGGAUUCCAUUCUUCCCAAGCGUGGGUUUCUAUGUCCGUUUCCUUCACGUUAAGAUGCCAUGCCUUCCUUGGCUUCCAUGCCUUUGGAUCUUCCAUAUUCUUCCUCAUACUCCUAGACUCUGGAGAUGGCCUCUCCCAAUCCAGGUCAAGGAGGUGUUGGGGGGAGGGUGAACCUACCUGUCUGUUCCAUGGCUGAGUACUUUCCCAGCCCAGGGCAGCAUCAAUCUUAGCCCUAUCUUGACCCCCAAAUCUAGUGAGCCCCAGAUUCUUCCAAGGCAAAAGAGGUGAGUAGAGCACACCUCUUCCUGCCUCUGCAUAUGGCCUCUUCUGGGAUAAACCAGAUUUGGGGGCCAGGAGGGAGGAGCUCCAUAUGGGAUGGGGAAGGGAAUCUACUUUCUCCCUGUUUUUUCCUGAUGGUUUCUCCCAGACUAGACCAAAUAGCCAGAAAAAUGAUGGGAGUUGGAUGGGUGGGUAAGCCCAGGAUUUGCACAUGACCUCCCAUCCUUACCCUUACCCCCAUCUUCCCCAGUGUCGCUCUCCUCACCAAUCACUCCAGAUGGUUUUUGGGAAACCAUCCUACUCCCUUGGUGGGCUUUGGGGUAUCCCCACCAACUUUCCCUCCAAAAUAGCACCUUACACCCCAUUUUUGACUCAGUUCCCCACACCCAAAGAUCCCAGCCUAGGGAUGGGGUGCAGGGACCUUAAGUAGUCCCUAAUCCCUAAUUUGCACUAGUUAACCCUGGUCAGGGGUCCCUAUGUUUCCUUCCAGUGGGGGAGUUGAAGAAAUGUUUGCUCCUAAUUCUCUUUGAUAACUGGGCCUCCCCUCUCUGUGAUUGGAUGAACGUUUCCCAUCCCACCCACCCCUGCCUCAAAAAAACCCACACAAAAAAACAAAACAAAACAGCUCACAGGGGAGAGCAAGUUUGGGGGAGCAAAUUUGACAAAUGGGAACUAGAGGAGUGCAGUUUUAAAAGGGGAAAAGUUGCUGUCAUCAAAAUGGCAGCCUUUUUCCCAGCUACUGUUUUCUGGGGCCAAGAUGGCUGCCCUCUCAACAGAUGCUGAAAGGGCAAGAUCAUGGCUUUUGGAGGGAGGUGAGUUUGGGGGAGGGACAGGAGCAUCUUCCUGCUACCCCUUACCCUCCCAGCAUACAGGACGGGGAAGGUUUUCGACAGGCUCCCUGAAUGUUAACCAUGGAGGAGUGUCGCUCCUUCACUCCUCCUCUGUCUCUUUGCACUUUUCUUGGUCUUGGCCACAGUCCGAGUGAAGAGUUUCCUACUGAAUGUACCAAGUUCGAAUUUUUAAGGGGGGAAAAAAGUUUAAAACAGGGAAAAAUGCAAAAAAUAUCACUAAAAAAUUCCCACAGAUCUUGUUUCUGGCACUUUAGAAAAACUGCGAAAAAAGUACAUAAUAAAGAAUACAUAUAUAUAUAUCUACACACAAAUUAUAUAUAUAUAUACACACACACACACACACACACAGCGGAACCACAGAGAGACUGAGGAAGGCCUUGGAGGCAGGGGGCAGAUGCGAUGACAGUCCCCCCAUAUCCUUAACCUGUACUCCUCUGAGGCAAAAAGGCACAGGAGAUGGAAGGGGUUGAGGAUGGACUGGGGAAUCUGAAUUUCAGAACAGGUCAAAAUUCCAAAACCAUGGACAUUUUGGGAGAACUGAGAUUGUAGACAUUUAUUUUUCUGAAUAUAUGAUUUAGGAAAAUAGUUUCCAGAAUUUGGUGGUUCUGGGCAACAAGUGAGAUUGUGGCGAAAUGGAGAUUAAAAAUAUAUGUAUCUGAGCUGGGGGACUUGAAUAUUGUGCAUUUCAGAUGUUGGAAAUUUGGGAUUUUGCAAUUUUGUCUUUUGAAAAUUAUCAAGUCUUGUCAGUUUGUGCCCUCUUUCCCCAUGUUCCCUGGGAAGAAGGGUGAUGGAGUGGGAAGGCCACUGGUUCUGUGCUACAGCACGCAAGAUUUAGAAUUCUACAGACUCUAGCUCUAUACGUAGUGAGGACCCAGAUUUAGAGAAACUGACCAAUAUUUAUCUCCGCAUUUGUGUGUGUGUCCAACUCUCUAGGCCAAUAAACCAACAAGACAAACAAACUGUG